Molecule: messenger RNA, 1216 nt
Organism: Myodes glareolus (Bank vole)
Lineage: Eukaryota; Metazoa; Chordata; Mammalia; Rodentia; Cricetidae
Source: RefSeq, a predicted model, not a curated record
CAGAGGCAAGGGGCAGCCUCAAUUGACUCUCUUUACUGGAGGCAGUUGAGCAUUUAGGAUGUUCUCCCACGUACAGACUUCUGGUGGCUCAGGUCACCAAAAAGCCAAGAGUCGUGGCCUUGGUCACCUUUUGAGAUGUUGGGUACGGCCAUUUAUUCAACACCUCUGGCCGUUUUCCCUCAUGGAAGCCAAGAAUCAAAAGGAGCUGGAUAAACCCCUCACGUUCAAUACCAACAGCCCAGACUACCUGGGAAUAUUCAUUAGUUGUUUACCAAGAGCCUUCAAACAACAGGACACCUCGUGCAUAUAUAUAUUUUUGGCCAUCUACCAAAAAUUUUCUACCACCUGGGAGGUGAUGGACCUAAUAAUUGAAAUGUAUGGAUCUUUCCGUCCUGACUGUGUGGCGGAUCAGGAAAAAAAGACUGCUAUAUUGUGGUUUCUGUCCUUGUGGCUCAGAAAACACCCCCAGGACUUUUGUGACUAUCCGGACAUGGCCACCGUGAAGAGGCUGGUGGAUUACAUAAGGUUGAAUGCACCGUCCACAGAGGUUGCUAUGCAAACGGAGGAGCUCCUAUCAAUGCUGGAGGAGCAGGAGUCCACACUAGAUUGUGGCAUCAUCAGGGCAACAACACCAGAAGCCCCAGUGCUAGAUGCCUCAGGAAUGCAAAAGACGCUGCCUCUGAGACCAGCUUCUGCGGCAGGGCCACAGGGAGAUCCGAAACCCCUAGAGAAUGCUGCAGUUUGGGGACCAAUUGUGCCAGAAGCUGAACCAGUACAGCUUCUGAAUUUAGAUCAGCCUCUGCCUGCAUCAUCCUAUACACUCAAUGUGGCUGCAGAUGCCCCCACUGCCAGGCACUCAUUUCUAGCGGCUGCAGUGCAAUUAGGCGACCCAGAACCUGUUUCCCCUCUUCCUGAUGUUGACAUUUAGUUAGGUGUUUGUCACUUCCAUCACCUCAAGUGCCGACACUUCCGGUUUCCAGGGCCACACAUGUGCCAUCAAACCAUCAGGCAACUUACAUAGCCACCCAGGACCUCAAGCUCUGUGUGAUCUAUGUGCAGUGUGGUCAUGUGAUCUCCGUAUGACACAGCUCCAUAAGCACCUGUGCACACGCGCUAGGCAGCCUUUAAAAGCUGGACACGCCCACUCCACACUCUCUUGCUGCACCAACUUCCUCAGGGCUGCGCACGUGUGUCUCUCUCUCUCAAUAAACUCUUA